This is a messenger RNA of Contarinia nasturtii (swede midge), 8147 nucleotides long. Its product is annotated as SLIT-ROBO Rho GTPase-activating protein 1-like. The record is from RefSeq and is a predicted model, not a curated record. Gene Ontology annotation, cellular component: cytoplasm. Bases 1807 to 5958 code for a protein of 1383 amino acids. Gene Ontology annotation, molecular function: protein binding. The transcript is spliced from 14 exons. Gene Ontology annotation, biological process: signal transduction; negative regulation of cell migration. NCBI's taxonomy places the organism in Eukaryota, Metazoa, Arthropoda, Insecta, Diptera, Cecidomyiidae.
UUUAUUGGACAAAACUUAGAGCGAAAAUAAAAAGAAUUUUACAACGAACGAACCAUUUAAAACAAACCAAUGUGACAACGAAAUCCAAACAUUUCAAUAUUUAUUGGUACUUGUUCUAUGUGACGCACAUUCAAUUUAAGCCAGUUAAAAAGUGACAAUUUAAUUUUUUCCGAUUUUUUCCGAUUCAACUCAAAAUCGAUUGUAAUCGAAUACCAAUUUGUGUGUGAAAAUUAAGAAGAUAUGAAAUGAAUGUUGUGUAUUUGUGUGAUAUCAACACCUCACGGCAAUUUAAUUAACGAAUCGAUGCAUUGCAAAAUAGCGAAAAGAAGAAAAUAAGAAGCAAAACAUUUACUGGAAACAAAAGCGAAGUGAUUAUAACAAAAUAAAAUACCAUGAAAUCGAAUCGCCUUACGCAAUCGAAUAUUUAGUAUUCAGUAUUUAAAAGUAACCGUAGUUUUAGUGUUUGCAUAAAAAUAGAAAUCAAUAUUGUUACGUUAGAAAUGGCAUCAAAUACAUCCGAAGAAUAACCAACAUUCUGAAUUGGCACACGUACCAUAUUUUUUUCAUCUCUGUUGUUGUUGCUCUUUCCAACUGCAAAUUAUCAUUUGGCGAAUGCAAGACAACAAACAUCUCAAACCAAAGUGGUAUAAAGUUUCAUGAAUUUGUUGUGUGUGCAAGCAAGCUCGAGCAAACGAACGACAGCGUUUUGUGUGGUUUUGUGGCCAACCGGUUUAAUUCGAUUGUGUCAAAUUUAGAAUAUAUCGAAAAAAGACACAGAUUCAACUGGCGCCGUACACUUUGUGCCAAGCGUGCGACAGACUCCUCUAUAAAACGAUCAUUCAACAAACGAAAUUGCGCAUGUAUUUCAUUUCCAUCGACAAUUGAUGACCGUGGCUCCAAAAUAAAACACAGCAGACAGAGAACGAAUAAAAAUGCGACAAAAAGGCGCAAAAUGCAAAUGAUUUCAACAAAUCGUUUAAAGGAAACGAGAAACGUGAUCUAUACACAGUGCGCACACCAUUGAGCGCACACAAUAAAAUCAAAACCAAGCAAAAGAAUAAAAAAAAAUUAAAACGAAAAAAAGAAAGAACCGCGCCAAACCCACAGAACAAUUAAUUUUUACCGAAUUGUAUAGUUUCCCAAAAACAGACGAAAAAUAAAACACGACGAGAAAUAUUUAACAUCAGAGAACAUAAACCGCACAACCGAACACGAAUUAACAAAUAAAAGACACGAAAGAAUACGAAUAAACACACUGUCAAAAGUUCAGUGAACACAAAAAAAAAUACUAGAUCCAAACGGAAGAAAAGUGAAAGAAAAAAAACGUUCACAUAUUUAUUUGAAAAGAAAUGAACAACUAAACUUGAAACGAAAAAAAAAAAAUAGAAAAAAAAAUCAAAAACGAAACGACGAAAUAACAUAUAGCAAAAAUAAAAUACUACAACAACAACACCACACCAGCAACGACAGCGAAAAACCAAAGCAAAACUUAUAAUAAUCGUCGCCGAAGCAAAAUAGCAAUAACUAUUGGAUUGUGAUGGGGAAAUGUGAAUGCCUAAAUUGCAUAUUAUCGAGUGCUUCAUGAGCUUCGCCAAAUAGCUAAGCUAUAAGGUGGAUGCGAUAAAUCGUACGGCAUCAUUGCCUUUUUAUCUUUUCGUGAUCGCCAAUCGAUAUGAGCGAUUGCUGUUGGCAUUUUAUCGGCAAAUCAAAUAAACAGGAAAAAGUGAAAAAUUAAAAAAAAAAAUUACAUACACACACGGAAUCGGAAUAUAUUAGACGCUAGCACAUACUUUGAAUUGAAUCAACAUGAACGGAGUAACCGCAAUGGAUGAGAAUGGCGAGGGCGUCAAAAGUCCCAUCAAACGUCUUGGAUCCACUCGUAAAUUGAUGCUGUUCAACAAUAUACGAUUGCAGUUAAACGAACAGUUACGAUGUCUCGACGUUCGCAUGGAAUCACAAGUGUCAUUGAUUCAAGAGCUGCAAGACUUUUUUCGGCGGCGUGGCGAAGUUGAACUCGAUUAUAGCAGAAGUUUGGAUAAAUUGGCCAAAGGCAUUCAAUUACGGCACAAAGAACAAAAACAAAAGCGUGAACAAUGGCCAAUGUUUUCGACAUAUUCAUGCUGGCAACUGCUUGUCAAUCAGACAAAAGCAUUGUCAAAAGAUCAUGCAACUUUGUCAGAGAUAUAUACAACACAUCUGGUGGCACGAUUACAAACGGUCAUUGAAGAUGUGCAACGCAUCUAUAAAAAAUGCCGUGAAAUUGGCUAUGAAACGCACGAAGAAAUUUUACGUGUUCUACAGGAGUUGCACACAACUAUGAAAACAUAUCAUAGCUAUCAAACGGAAUGCAAAGCGGCUGAAGCAAAACUCCGCACCGCCGAAACGCAACGCAUGAAACUACAACAAACGAUACCAAAGGAAAAAUUGGAUCGUAGCAAAAAAUAUAGACUGAUCGAAAAGGAAAUGCUCAAGCGCAAAGUGAAAUACACCGACGCAAGACUGAAAGCUUUGAAAGCGAAAAAUGAAUAUCAGCUCUGUUUAGAGGCAUCGAAUACAACCAUCCAUAAAUAUUUUGUAGAAGAUCUAAGUGACUUGAUUGAUUGUAUGGAUUUGGGUUUUCAUUCGAUGAUGCAGCGUGCAUUAUUGGUGCAUGUAACCGGUGAUCAAGGACGUGGUCGUGCCAUUAUGCACAAUGCGGAUCAAAUGUCGCACACAAUUCAUGCAAUGGACAGUCGAGCCGAUAAGCAAAAAUUUUUGGAGCAAUAUCACAGCGCAUUUAUGAUACCGAAACGCUUAGAAUUUCAAGGGCAAUUGAGUGAAGAGUUGGCCGUUGAGCCAGAGCUACAGAAGGCAUUGCAUUCAGAAAUGGAACAACGGCUACAGCAUCUUGGUCAACGUGUUGGCAAUUUGCGUAUGGAAUCGGAAGAAAUUUGGAAAACACUUGAAACGGCCGAAAUCAAUUUGCUAGAGAUAUUGAAUACAAAAGAUUAUGACAGCAGUAGCCAUUUUGGCGAUAGCACAACACAAGCAGCCAAACCCGACAAUUUGACGCAAAAACUCAAAUCUGAUAAACAGGAAAUAGAGGAAUUUUAUAUAACAAAAAUUCGCGAAUAUAUUUUGGGAACAUCACGAAUUGCGCGUCUCGAUGCCAAGGCAGAAUUGUUACGAACUGAAUUGGCAAAAGAUUCGUCGCUCAAUUCGAAUGCAACACUUUUGGUAAAAUCUCAAGUGCCGAAGCGAAAGCGUAUCGGUCGCAUGAACAUGACCGGUCAACCGAAACUCUUUGGGGGAUCCCUUGAAGAAUACCUUGAGGCAACCGGCGAGGAAAUACCAUUGAUUAUGCGAAGUUGCAUUCGUGUCAUAAACUUAUACGGCCUUCAUCAUCAGGGUAUUUUCCGAGUGUCUGGUUCUCAGGUAGAAAUAUCAAAUUUCCGCGAAGGUUUCGAACGUGGUGAAGAUCCAUUGGCCGAUACAACCGAUGCGUCCGACAUCAAUUCCGUUGCAGGUGUACUCAAAUUGUAUUUACGUGAAUUACGCGAACCUCUGUUUCCCAUCAUUUAUUUCGAUCACUUCGUUACACUUGCCCAACUUGAAUCGAAGCAUGAACUUGUGAUGGGCAUACGGAAAUUUUUGCAGAGUUUACCACGAUCAGUUGUGAUUGUGAUGCGAUAUUUAUUUGCAUUUUUGAAUCAUUUGUCAGAAUACUCCGAUGAGAAUAUGAUGGAUGCAUAUAAUUUGGCAAUUUGCUUUGGACCCACAUUGAUGCCAGCACCAGAGGAAAAAGAUCAAGUCCAGUGUCAAAAUCAAGUGAACGAUUUGAUAAAAAACAUGAUUGUAUUCCACGAAGAUCUAUUUCCAAAAGAUCUUGGCGGCACGAUUUACGAAAAAUACAUUUCACAAGAGCCGUUCGAUUGUGAUGUCGGCGAUUCGCCAACCGAACAAGUCACCGAAGAUCCAGACUCAGAAGUUUAUCCAUCCGAAGAUGAAUCUGAUACAAUGGAGGCGACAGCUCAAUUUGAUUUCAUUGCACGUUCCGACCGUGAGUUAUCGCUACGUAAAGGCGAUUUGGUGACGCUGCGAAAGCAAGUAUCGAAUGAUUGGUGGCAGGGCACUGUUCGCGGCAAAGACGGUUUAAUACCCGAUAAAUACAUAUCGCUCAAGAUAAAAGAUGAAGAUCGUGAUAAAUCGUGUGACCAUUUGAAAUCCUCAAGUUCGGAGGAGUCAGUGCGGAAGCGACGACCAAGUGGAAAUAUUUCGAUAAAUAGUCAAUUGUCGAUAUUUUCCCAAACGACAAUGUCCACCGAAUUAGAUACGCAGCAUCCAUCAUCACAACAAGGACAGCCACAGCAACCACCGCCACUCGCAUCACAGCAAUCACAAUCGACUGGUUCGCAUCACUCGACUCAUCAUUCACAUCCGACGACACCGCAUGCGCAAUCAAAACCGAUCAAAAUUUCGGGCAAUGAAUCAACAAAAUCGAGUUCAUCAUCAACAUCGGCCGAAAGCAGUGCCGAUUCAACCGAACGUUUAAUUCUAACGAAACAAAAUACAAUUGUUAAAGCGAGCGGAUCUGGAUCGGAUGAAAAUGGUGAUGAUUUCCAUUAUGAAGCGAUCGUCGAUCCAAAUGUCACAAAACCAAAGUACGCGUAUCACGAUGAACCGCAUUCAUUUGAAAAUUCCAUGGAAUUUCUGGAGGACUAUAAAAAUUUUCAAUAUGAGAAAAAGCGUCCCUCUGAGCCGGUCUAUGCCGAACCAAUAAAACCAUCGGCUGUCAAUUUUAAAGCAACACCAGCGGCCAGAGGUAGUGGUGGUUCAACGGAUGCAUCACAAUCCGAUGAACCGGAUGCUGUUCAAUUGCGUCACGGACCAAAGACAAAUGAGAACGAUACAAUGGCAGAAACGGAGCAAGUAACCUAUGAAAAUACAUCCAUUUUGAAUACGGAGAAAAGUGGAAAGGCUCGUCAUUCCGACUCUAAUUUGAUGAAUGAAUAUUCAAAUUCGAAUCGUGAUAGUGAAACAGUUGCAUUAGUUCAACGAUCCGUAAAUAAUGCACAACGUAAAUAUCACUCGAAAAGUUUUAGUUUAUCAGAGAAUCGUGUGGCGGCCAAUUUGAAUCUAUUCCAACAAAAUCGUGAAUUAUGGGAAAAACGCACCGAAAUGCAGUCAACGCAUAGUUUAACUGCUCCACGUAUUUUAACACGAAAUCGAAUUGCACCCGAUCUUGUAAUGGAUUUACCGAUUUCAAAUAAGGAAUGUGCUGUGAACAGUUCACGUGAAUCGUUAAAUUCAAGCGAUGAUACAGGCGUUAUUGAUGGUGCCAAUGCAAGCGGUUCAAAAACCGUCGGGAAUGAUGUUGUCAAUUCGAAAUCGAUUGAGGAUAUGACAUCAGCCGAACGAUUUGCCACACAAAGCCAAUGUACAUUGAAGAAAAAUGAACGAUUCUCAGCGGGACCGGCACACAAUAAUGAAUGUAAUGAGUCGAUGCCAUUGCAAAAAGAAACACAAAUUGAUGUAAAGGCUGGCUCGAGCACUGUCCUUGCGGCUAGAAGUGGACAACAUGAAAAACCAAAAGCUGAAAUAAAACCACAAGAAAGUACAGUACUCAAAGAAUUCCAACGAACCAGCGAUAAUGGCUGUAGUGAAUCAUCGACACCGGCAAAAGACCAAGCAAACAUAAAAACAACCAAGGAUUUACAACACAAAAGUCCGAUACCAAGUCGAAAUACGCAAAAAUUUGUAAAUCAAUUUGCCGACUUGAAAUUAACGGGCGGAUGUAUGAGCAGCGGUGCAAAUACAACUGCCAUUAAUACCGUAUCCGAUUCAACAAAUUCACAACAACAGCCAACAUCUUUGUCCUCGUUUAAGCCACAAGUAAAAGUCAAGCCGCAAAUUUUGCGCAAACCGCUAGUCCUUCCACCAACCACACCCGAAUUGGUGCGACGCAACCAAGAGCCAUGAAAUCAAUUGAAUAAAAAACCAACCAAGAAUUGAGUUGCUAUGAUCACAUGUGAAGUCACAUGCAAAAUAAAAAUGAAUUUUUUUGGGCCAAUUCACAUACACACUCACAACAUAUUUGACAUAAAAUGAACAAAUUCAUCAACUCACAUAUAUAUAAUCCAUAUUUAAAAAAACAAAUGAAUAUUUUACUAUCAACAAAACGCAUAAAUCUAAUCUUCCUUUAAACGAAACAAAUUCUAUCGCAAUGCUGCAUACAUUGAACUAGAAAAUGAUGAGCUCAAAUCUUUGUUUUUUUACACAUUUUCAUUAUUAUUGAUUAUUAUUAUUAUUGCAAUUUAUUUAUAUCGUUAAUUUUAAGUAUUAUGUUUAGUUUUGACUACCCCCCAGACAGAAAAUAAAUAAAACCAAUAUUAAUUUUAAGAUUGACUAUGUUAAAAAAUCUCACCAUCGAAAUCAUUGGCUAAUUUACAUGUAAGCAUUGAAACUACAUAUAUGUCGCGAAAAUUGCGAAAUAAAAUCAACAAAAAAUUUGAAAAUUCAUAUUCAAGUUCCUGUGUAUGAGCUAAAGUAAAGAAGAAAAAAACAUUUCAAUUUAUUUGUCUAUGUUUCCGGGGGGAAUUUGUGUUUCGAUAUUGUAAAAUGUCGAUUUAUGAAUAUGUUUAUAUACAAUUUUUUUUAAUUUGAUUUAGGACAAAUUUUUGGCGAUAUUUUUUCAAUUAAAAUUAUAAACAAAACUUAAAGCUAAAACAUAAAACCGCUUCUCAAAACUUUAGAAAAUGUUUUUUUUUUUUUUGUAAUUGUCUGGAGAAAAACAGCCUGACCAUUUUCAAUGUCAGGAAAUAUUUUGCGAUACAAAAAAUAAUACUCUGAUAUAUACGUACAUAUUUUAUAUGAAAACUGGGGAAACUAUUUUAAUUCAAUCGAAUCAUUGACAUGAAAAACAAAAAAAAAAUCAUCUUCAAAUUCAUCGAAAUUGUCUUUUCCAAAACAAAUUGGCCUAUCAAUUGCUCAAUUAUUGUUUUUCACUCUUUUUCACACUUUUCCAUGGUGGUGUAUAUGCUGUAUACAAAAAUUGGUAACUAAAUUUUUUUAAACAGAACAUGAAAAAUGCUAUAUAUUUUUUAAAUUUUAAAUUAUACAAUUGAUCCGGUAAUAGAUUCUAAGUCUGUGAAUAAAAUGGAGGAAAAAAAUACAUAGAAAUGAUUUAAAUUUGGUAAAUACGAUAUAGAUCCGUAGAAAUAAUCGCAAAUGGUAACAAUAAUAAAAUCACAAUUUUAAACUAAAUUAGAACGGUAAUUUAUAAUGGGAACUAUAAUGUUUUUUUCCUCGCUCUGUCAACUAGUAAAGUGUUGAACGAAGAAUGAAAGGUGCAAAUUUAAACUUCCUUAGAAAAACAGUGUAUUUGUAAUGUUUUGCCAAAGAAUUGCACAAAAAAACAAACACAUAUAAUUUGUUUGGAUUAUGCUUGGUUAGGUCACACAAAUACCCACUUAAAAUCCAAAAACAAAACCACUAAAUCUUUUCGAACAUCGGAAUGACUAUGUUUUUUACGUUUACAAAAUUUAUAUUUAUCGAUAUUUUCCACAUUGGAAGAAAUAAUGAAAGAGAAAAAAUGCAUAUGAAAAUUAAAUCAUACAGGUACCAAUUAGCGAAAUGUCUUUUUUUAAGAAAAGAAAAUGAUUUCAUAUCUUCAAUUAUACUUUGGAUCAGCUUUUGAAACCCGAUUUUAUAUCUGAUAUGUUCAUUUGUAACAUUUGAUUUUUAUCAAAUAAUAAUUACCGAUAUUUAUCAACACAUAAAAAAAUAUAAGCCAUUUUUCGACUGAAAACUAUAUUCCAACAAGAAACCGCGUUUUUUUGUUUCUUUUUUUUUUUUAAAUCAAUGAAUGAAAAAAAACAACAACUAUAAAAACAUAUGUCUAUUAAAUGUAUAAUCCAACCUAAUCAAAACAACAUGAAUCAAUAAUAUAUAUACUCUUAUCCACUUAGGUUGUUUUUUUCGCCUCUAAUCGUAUUUGUUUUAGUCGAUUUUCAAUUUAAGCAAACUAAACGAUCACUCACAAUCUAGUCACAAUUGAUCGGAUUCUUUGAUCGUUUGCUUAUUGUUUUUCAUAUACUACCAAUGUGUAUUAGUUAAUUUAAUAUUUUUCUCACUACUUUCUUUGAAUAUAUAUGUGUCAUCAAUAAACA